Molecule: messenger RNA, 820 nt
Organism: Onthophagus taurus
Lineage: Eukaryota; Metazoa; Arthropoda; Insecta; Coleoptera; Scarabaeidae
Product: glutathione S-transferase 1-1-like
Biological process (GO): glutathione metabolic process
Molecular function (GO): glutathione transferase activity
Source: RefSeq, a predicted model, not a curated record
UAGUAACCGCGCUUGCUUCAGGAAUGUAACUUCACCUGUUGUGAUUAAAAAAAAAUCAAGCUGGGGAAUUGUAUGGAAAACGAAACCAUAACUCCUGUUUUCACCAAAGAAAAAGGAGUUGACAACAAAGAUAAAAUGCCUAAUUCAAACAUCGAUUUUUAUUAUUUCUUACCAAGCCCACCAUGUCGAUCUGUCAUGCUUUUAGCCAAAGCUUUAGGGGUGCAAAUGAAUCAAAAAAUAACCAGCAUUUUAGCCGGCGACAAUAUGACACCAGAAUAUUUACGACUAAAUCCACAACAUACAAUCCCAACUUUAAACGAUAACGGUUUUAUUUUAUUCGAAAGCCGCGCAAUUCUUCAAUACCUCGUCGAUCAAUACGCAAAAGACGAUUCUUUAUCGCCGAAAGAAGCGAAAAAAGCGGCCAUCGUCAAUCAACGUUUAUAUUUCGAUGCUUGUACUUUAAUGCCGAGAUUGGUACAGUAUAUGGGGCCAGUUUUACGACAUGCCCAAACACCGGAUAAAGAGAAAUUGGGGAACUUCGAGGAAGCGCUUGGUUAUCUCGACGAAUUCUUAGAAAAUCAAACGUGGGCUGCCGGAUCUCAAUUGACCAUCGCCGAUUUCGCUUUGAUUUCCACCGUUUCAACGGCGGAAGCGAUUGGGGUUGACAUUUCAAAGUUUCCAAAUGUAAAUGCUUGGUUUCAACGCACCAAAAAUGCCAUGACCGGGUUUGGAUACGAAGAAAUUAACCAAGCUGGGUGUGCCAUUAUCGGCAGGAUGUUUAAAAAUAAAGCUAAAUAAAAUAUAUUGAUUUAUUAAUCUU